AUGGGAAAUCGCGAUUCAGUUUUCAGUGAAGAAAAAAAUAAUGUCCCUGUUGGAAAUGAUGAACAGCGAAUACGGAACAUUUCUUCCUCGCUCGGCCGAAAUAAGACGUUGAAAAAUUUGACCACGAAUCUCGAUGGCAUUUAUUAUGAGAACAACGAUGAAUCUGUUCACAUUCCCUUGAAGACUUCUGAAGAAGAAUAUUCUGAACAAUCUACAAAUGAUAAUAUUGACGGCGAUACGAUGUUGGGUGGCCUCAUGAUGGUCCAUGAGCGACAGGAGGACAUGAUAUGUGGACCAGUGAUGCCCCAGGGCGGCAUACAAGCUCUGGAGGCGAUGCUCUUCACUCUGGACUACAUUAAUGAUCCCCGGAACGGUGUCUUGGACCGAGGCAUGAAAGUGGGGGCCCGCAUCUUCGAUGACUGUGAUAAAGACACCUAUGGCUUAGAACAAGCUGUCGACUUCAUUAAAGGUUCCAUCAGCAACAUCCACGACCAGGAAUACAAAUGCAGCGACGGUUCCUCCAGCAAAGUGAAGGUCAUCGAUGGGGUCGUGGGUGCUGCCUCUUCGGUUACCUCCAUUCAAGUCGCCAAUCUCCUGCGCCUCUUUAAAAUCCCACAA
Messenger RNA from Hyalella azteca, 618 nucleotides. Its product is annotated as metabotropic glutamate receptor-like. Gene Ontology annotation, molecular function: adenylate cyclase inhibiting G protein-coupled glutamate receptor activity. The record is from RefSeq and is a predicted model, not a curated record. Lineage: Eukaryota; Metazoa; Arthropoda; Malacostraca; Amphipoda; Hyalellidae. The transcript has 3 exons. Gene Ontology annotation, biological process: G protein-coupled receptor signaling pathway. The annotation marks the transcript as partial. Gene Ontology annotation, cellular component: membrane.